Blepharisma stoltei is the source of this 499-nucleotide messenger RNA. The record is from the annotation of a GenBank genome assembly. Lineage: Eukaryota; Ciliophora; Heterotrichea; Heterotrichida; Blepharismidae.
AUGGAUUCUCAUGCAUGGCAUGCUCUAGUGGGGUGUUUUACUUGUACUGAUAUAACCUAUCAAAAAUAUGCCUUAUACGUUUCUUGAUUAUAUUUCUUGUCGUUAACUGGACAAUGUUUAAGUAAGAACCCAACUGAGUAUACUUCAAACUCAGUUACAAAUAAUUGUGAUUUUUCAACAAAUUUAGUUGAUAGUCUAAACUUGGCAAAUCAGGUUUAUAUUAACACUGUUUCCAUUUUUAAUAUGAUUUCUUGGCUAAAUUUCUUAUGGCCGUUAUAUGAGCCAUUUUCAUAUGAAAUUUCAAAUUAUGAAUUUGCCGCACUAAAAUCUGCGUUUUGAAAAAUCUAUUUGGUUUUCACAUACCAAAUUCAAAAUGGCAUACAUAUGCAUGAUAAGAAAUAAAUGCAAGCAUUAUAUAAGUAUUGUGAUCACAAAUAUUUAUCCUGAUUGAUCUGAUUUACAUAGCCUCCACUGAUGCAAUUUUAAAAUAAUUUUAUAA